Molecule: messenger RNA, 3651 nt
Organism: Macrobrachium nipponense
Lineage: Eukaryota; Metazoa; Arthropoda; Malacostraca; Decapoda; Palaemonidae
Product: collagen alpha-1(II) chain-like
Exons: 5
Coding region: 1-3651 (1216 amino acids)
Source: RefSeq, a predicted model, not a curated record
AUGAAAGAGACCCUCCUUCCGGCAAAGGGGCAGAGGAACCCUGCCUUCUCGAAAAGGCAAGAGACCCUGCCUUCCUCAAAGGUCAGAAGGAAACCCUGGGGGGCCUUCCUCAAAGAGGCCCAGGAGGACCCUUGCCUUCCUCAAAGGGCAAGGAAGGACCUGCCCUUCCCUCAAAGGGCAGAGACCUGGCAUUCCAAAGGUCACGGAGGACCCACUGCCUUCCUAAAAGGGCCAGAGGACCUUCCUGCCUUCUCAAAGGCGGCAGAGGACCCUUCUUCCUCAAAGGGCAGGAGGACCCACUGCCUUCCUCAAAAGGGCAAGGAGGACCUGCCUGUUCCUCAAAGGCCAGAGGACCCUUGCCGUACCUCAAAAGGGAGAGGACCCUGCCUUCCUCAAAGGACCCAGAGGAAACCUGCCUUCCUCAAAGGGCGAAGGACCCUGUUCCUUCCUCAAAGGGCGAGACCCUGUCCUUCCUCAAGGUCAGGAGGACCCACUGCCUUCCUCAAAGGUCAGAGGGACCCUGCCUUCCUCCAAAAGGUCAGAGGACCCUGCCUUCCCUCAAAGGUCAAAGAGGCCCCUGCCUUCCUCAAAGGCCGAGGACACGCCUUCUCAAAGGGUAAGAGGACCACUUGCCUUUCCUCAAAAGGGACCGAGAACCCUGCCUUCCUCAAAGGUCAAAGGACCUGCCUCCUCAAAGGGCAGAGGACCCAGCCUUCCUCAAAGGGCCAGAAGGACCCUUGCCUUCCUCAAAGGAAGAGGACCAUUCCUUCCUCAAAGGGCAGAGGACCCUGCCUUCCUCAAAGGGUCAGAGGACCAUGCCUUCCUCAAAGGGCAGAGGACCCCUGCUUCCUCAAGGUCCAGAGGACCAUAGCCUUCCUCAAAGGUCAGAGGAACCCUGCCUUCUCAAAGGGCAGAGACCCUGCCUCCUCAAAGGGCAGAGGACCCUGCUUCCUCAAAGAGGCAGAGGGACCCUGCCUCCUCAAAGGUCAGAGGACCCACCUUCUCCAAAGGUCAGGAGGACCCUCCUUCCUCAAAGGCAGAGGGACCCUCCUUCUCAAAGGGAAGAGGAACCCUGCUUACUCAAAGGGCAGAGGACCAUGCCUUACCUCAAAGGGCAGAGGACCUGCCUUCCUCAAAGGCAAAAAGGACCCUGCUUCAUCAAAGGGGCAAAAGGACCCUGCCUUCCUCAAAGGGCAGAGGACCCGCUUCCUCAAAGGGCAGAGGACCCUGCCUUCCUCAAUGGGCAGAGGACCUGCCUUCCUCAAUGCCAGAGGACCCUGCCUUCCUCAAAGGUCAGAGGACCCUGCCUUCCUCAAAGGUCAGAGGACCCUGCCUUCUCAAAGGUCAGAGGACCCUGUCCUUCCUCAAAGGGCCAGAGGACCCUGCCGUCAUCAAAGGUCAGAGGACCCUGCCUUCCUCAAAGGUCAGAGACCCUGCAUUCCUCAAAGCGUGCAGAGGCACCUGCCUCCUCAAAGGGCAGAGGGACCCUGCCUUCCGCAAAGGGCAGAGGUACCUGCCUACUCAAAGCGGCAGAGGACCAUGCCUUUCCUCAAAGGGCAGAGGACCCUGCCUCCCAAAGGGAGAGGAACCUACCUUCCUCAAAGGGCCGGAGGACCUGCCUUCCCAAAGGGCCGAGGACCCUGUCUUCCUCAACGGGCCGGAGGGACCCUGUCUCCUCAAAGGGCAGAGGACCCUGCCUUCCUCAAAGGUCAGAGGACCCUGCCUUCCUCAAAGGUCAGAGGACCUGCCUUCCUCAAAGGUCAGAAGGACCCUGCUUCAUCAAAGGGCCGAGGCCCCUGCCUUCCUCAAAGGGCCGAGGACCCUGCCUUCCUCAAAGGUCAGAUGACCCGCCUUCCUCAAAGGGCAGAGGACCCUGCUUCCUCAAAGGCAGAGGACUGCCUUCCUCCAAAGGGCAGAGAACCCUGCCUCCUCAAAGGUCAGAGGACCCUGCUGCCUCAAAGGCCAAAGAACCCUGCCUUCCUCAAAGGGCGAGGACCCUGCCUUACUCAAAGGGCAGAUGACACUGCCCUUUCCUCAAAGGUCAGGGGACCCUGCCUUCCUAAAAAGGCAGAGGAACCCUGCCUCCUCAAAGGGCAGAGGACCCGCCUUCCUCAAAGGCAGAGGACCCUGCCUACCUCAAAAGGGCAGAGGACACUGCCUUCCUCAAAGGGCAAAAGGACCCUGCCUUCUCAAAGGUCAGAAGGAACCUGCCUUCCUCAAAGGGUCAGAGGGACCCUGCCUCCUCAAAGGGCAGAGGACCAUGCUUCCUCAAACAGGUCAGAGGACCAUGGCUUCCUCAAAGGUAGAGGACCUGCCUUCUCAAAGGGCAGAGGACCUGCUCCUCAAAGGUCAGAGGACCCUGCCUUCCUCAAAGGGCAGAGGAAACCUGCCUUCCUCAAAGGGCAGAGAAACCUGCAUUCCCAAAGGCAAGGACCCCUGCCUUCCUCAAAGGGCAGAGGACCUUCCUUCCUCAAAGGGCCGAGGACCUGCCUUCCUCAAAGGGCAGAGGAACAUGCCUUCUCCAAGGGCAGAGGACCUCGCCUUCCUCAAAGGGCCGAGGACCCUGCCUUCCUCAAAGGGCCGAGGACCCCUGCUUUCCUACAAAGGGACGAGGACCCUGCUUCCUUCAAAGGGCCGGAGGAACCCUGCCCUUCCUCAAGGCAGAGGAACCUUGCCUUCCUCAAAGGGCAGAGGAACCUCCUUCCUCAAAGGGCGAGGACUGCCUUCCUCAAAGGGCAGAGGGAACUGCCUUCCUCAAAGGGCCGAGGACCCGUUCCUCAAAGGGCAGAGGACCAUGCCUUCCUCAAAGGGCAGAGGACCCUGCCUUCCUCAAAGGCAGAGGACCCUGCCUCCUCAAGGCAGAAGAACUGCCUUCCUCAAAGUGCAGAGGACCCUGCCUUCCUCAAAGGAGAAGAACCUGCCUUCCUCAAAGGGCAGAGGAACCUGCCUUCCUCAAAGGGCAGAGGACCCUGCCUUCCUCAAAGGGCCGAGGACCUGCCUCCUCAAAGGGCCGAGGACCCUGCCUUCCUCAUAGGGCCGAGGACACUGCCUUCCUCAAAGGGCAGAGGACCGUGCCAUCCUCAAAGGGCAGAGGACCCUGCCUUCCUCAAAGGGCAGAGGACCCUGCCUUCCUCAAAGGGCAGAGGACCCUGCCUUCUAAAGGGCAGAGGACCUGCCUUCCUCAAAGGGCAGAGGACCCUGCUUCCUCAAAGGUCAGAGACCCGGCCUUCCUUCAAAGGGCAGAGGACCCUCCCUUCCUCAAAGGGCCGAGGGAACCUGCCUUCCCUCAAAGGGCGAGGACCUGCCUUCCUCAAAGGGCCGAGGACCCUGCCUUCCUCAAAGGGCGAGGGACCCGGCCUUCAUACAAAAGGUCAGAGGACCCGGCAUCCUCAAAGGUCAGAGUACCCGGCUUCUCAAAGGGCAGAGUACCCUGCUUCCUCAAAGGGCAGAGGACCCGCCUUCCUCAAAGGGCAUAGGACCCUGCCUUCCGAAAGGUACAGAGGACCAUGCCUUCCUCAAAGUCAGAGGACCCUGCCUUCCUCAAAGUCAGAGGGACCCUGCCUUCCUCAAAGGGCAGAGGACCCUGCCUACCCUCAAAGGCAGAGGCACCCUGCCUACCUCAAAGGGCAGAGGACACCGCCUUCCCUCUAA